Messenger RNA from Maylandia zebra (zebra mbuna), 6880 nucleotides. RefSeq names its product kinase D-interacting substrate 220b (gene kidins220b). The record is from RefSeq and is a predicted model, not a curated record. Gene Ontology annotation, molecular function: protein kinase regulator activity; PDZ domain binding. NCBI's taxonomy places the organism in Eukaryota, Metazoa, Chordata, Actinopteri, Cichliformes, Cichlidae.
CUUUGGCACGCUUGACGGGCGGUGGACUGCGAUUGGCUGCCUUGUCUCCGUGCCUCCUGCUGUUGUUCUGAUCAGAUCAAGAUGGCUGCUGUUGUCGGGGAUGGAGAGUGAGCUCAGGCUGACAUCCGAACACAGGCCGAGGACACGCGCACCGACCCGCUGAUCUACGGGAGCCAAACCCCGGACCCGGACCGCCCGAACUCACUCUGAUUCUCCGUUGAAGCAGGGGGCGCCGUGAGAGACCGCAGACAUGGACACUACCACGUCCAUCAAGAUGACCACGUUGGCCAUCCAGAACCUGUUCAGCUACGUGGAGGAGGAGAACCUGUCCGCCCUGAAGGCUCACCUGGAUCGCUUCAAGGAAGUGGAUGGACGCAGUGACAAUGGUCAGACUCCUCUGAUGCUGGCGGCCGAGCAGGGCAGUCUGGAGAUCGUCCAGGAGCUCAUCAGGAGAGGAGCCAAUGUCAACCUGGAUGAUGUGGACUGCUGGUCGGCUCUGAUCUCCGCAGCCAAGGAGGGUCACGUGGAGGUGGUGAAGGAGCUGCUGGAGAACAGCGCCUACAUCGAGCACAGGGAUAUGGGCGGCUGGACAGCUCUCACAUGGGCUGCUUAUAAAGGUCGCGUGGAGGUUGCAAAACUGCUGCUGGAACACGGGGCCAACCCCAACACUACAGGACAGCAGUACAGUGUGUAUCCGAUCAUCUGGGCCGCAGGUCGAGGACAUGCUGACAUCGUGAAGCUGCUCCUGCAAAAUGGAGCCAAAGUCAACUGUUCAGACAAGUACGGGACCACCCCUCUGAUCUGGGCGGCGAGGAAAGGACACUUUGACUGCGUGAUGCACCUGCUGGAGAACGGUGCUGACGUUGACCAGGAGGGGGCGAACUCGAUGACAGCACUGAUCGUGGCGGUGAGGGGCGGGUACACGGAGGUGGUGAAGGAGCUGCUGAAGAGGAACCCCAACGUCAACAUGACCGACAAGGACGGGAAUACGGCACUGAUGAUCGCCGCCAAGGAGGGCUACACCGAGAUCGUCCAGGAUCUGCUGGAUGCCGGCACCUAUGUAAACAUCCCUGACCGGAGCGGCGAUACGGUACUGAUCGGAGCCGUGAGGGGCGGGCACGUGGAGAUCGUCAGAGCUCUGCUGCACAAAUACGCUGACAUCGACAUCAGAGGGCAGGAGAAUAAGACGGCUCUUUACUGGGCCGUGGAGAAAGGAAACGCCACCAUGGUGAGAGACAUCCUGCAGUGUAACCCCGACACAGAGACCUGCACCAAGGAUGGAGAGACUCCGCUGAUCAAAGCCACAAAGAUGAGGAACAUCGAGAUCGUGGAGCUACUACUUGACAAAGGAGCAAAGGUGUCUGCUGUGGACAAGAAAGGGGACACUCCUCUCCACAUUGCCAUCCGGGGGCGGAGCCGGCGCCUGGCCGAGCUCCUCCUCAGGAACCCCAAAGAUGGUCGCCUGCUGUACCGCCCCAACAAGGCUGGAGAGACGCCGUACAACGUUGACUGCAGCCACCAGAAAAGCAUCCUGACGCAGAUUUUUGGAGCACGUCACCUGUCGCCCUCGGAAACGGACGGUGACAUGCUGGGCUACGAUCUGUACAGCUCGGCGCUCGCCGACAUCCUGAGCGAGCCCACCAUGCAGCCGCCCAUCUGUGUGGGUCUGUACGCUCAGUGGGGCAGCGGCAAGUCCUUCCUGCUCAAGAAGCUGGAGGAUGAGAUGAAGACUUUUGCUGGGCAGCAGAUUGAGCCGCUGUUUCAGUUCUCCUGGCUCGUUGUCUUCUUGUCCUUGCUGCUCUGUGGCUCCAUCGCCAUCAUCCUCGGCUUCAGUGUGGACCCCAAGCUCGCCAUGGCGGUCUCCCUCAGCCUGCUUGCCCUGCUUUACCUCUUCUUUGUGGUGGUGUACUUUGGCGGCCGGAGGGAGGGAGAUAACUGGACGUGGGCGUGGCUGCUGAGCACCCGCCUGGCGCGGCACAUCGGGUACCUGGAGCUGCUGUUGAAGCUGAUGUUCGUGAACCCGCCGGAGCUUCCGGAGCAGAGCACACGAGCGCUGCCCGUCAGGUUCCUGUUCACAGACUAUAACCGGCUGUCCAGCGUUGGAGGAGAAACAUCGAUGGCCGAGAUGAUCGCCACGCUGUCGGACGCCUGCGAGCGAGAGUUCGGCUUCCUCGCCACACGACUCUUUAGAGUGUUUAAGACCGAGGAGACGCAAGGUAAGAGGAAGUGGAAGAAGACAUGCUGCGUGCCGUCCUUCAUCCUCUUCACCGUCGUGCUGGCCUGUCUCGUCACCGGCAUGGCGCUGUUGGCCGUCUUCAAGGUGGAUGGCGAGAACCGGACAGUGAACGCGGUGCUGAUCGCCAUCGGCAGCGUGGUUGGCCUUGCUCUGCUGCUCAACUGCAGGACGUGGUGGCAGGUGACCGACUCGGUGCUGAACUCGCAGAGGAAGAGGCUCCACAGUGCCGCCAACAGGAUGCACAAGCUGAAGAGCGAGGGCUUCAUGAAGGUCCUGAAGCACGAGGUGGAGCUGAUGGCAAGGAUGGCGAAGACGAUCGACGGGUUCACGCAGCACCAGACGAGGCUGGCGGUGGUCAUUGAUGGGCUGGACUCCUGCGAACAGGACAAAGUUCUGCAGAUGCUCGACACGGUGCGUGUGCUGUUCUCCAAAGGGCCCUUCAUCUCCAUCUUUGCCAGUGACCCGCACAUCAUCAUCAAGGCCAUCAACCAGAACCUGAACAGCGUCCUACGCGACUCCAACAUCAACGGGCACGACUACAUGAGGAACAUCGUGCACCUGCCUGUCUUUCUCAACAGCAGGGGCCUCUCCAGCGCCAGGAAGAUGUGCACUGCCACGCCCACCAACGGAGACGUCACCACCGCCGAUGCAGGGUGGCAUGAGGAGCUAGACAGGAAGCUGUCUCAGCACAGUCUGGGAGAAUUAACCAAGUUUGGCAGCAAGACGACGCUCAACCGUCGGGAAACGUACCGGCGCCGCCAGGUGCAGCGCUCGGUGACGCGUCAGAUGUCGUUCGACCUGACGAAGCUGAUGGUGACGGAGGAUUGGUUCAGCGACAUCAGCCCACAGACGAUGAGGAGGCUGCUGAACAUUGUCUCCGUCACAGGCCGUCUGCUACGAGCCAAUCAGAUCAGCUUUAACUGGGACCGCCUGGCGUCGUGGAUCAACCUGACGGAGCAGUGGCCCUACAGGACGUCCUGGCUCAUCCUGUACCUGGAGGAGACCGACGGAGUCCCUGACCAUGCCACGCUCAAGACCAUCUAUGAGAGAGUGUCUAAGAACAUCCCAACCACAAAGGACGUGGAGCCGCUGCUGGAGAUCGACGGAGACGUGCGCAGCUUCGAGGUCUUCCUGUCAUCACGGACACCUGUCCUUACAGCGAGGGACAUUCGCACCUUCCUGCCUUGCACCGUCAACCUGGACCCCAAACUCCGUGAAAUCAUUGCAGAUGUUCGCGCUGCCCGUGAGCAGAUGAACAUGGGUGGAGUCACGUACCCACCCCUGCCCCUGCAGGAAGCUCAGCCCCGCCCCACAUCAGUCUACAGUCAGGUGUCGUCGACGUGCUCGCCCUCUGCGUCCUUCACCGGGCCUUUCAACCCACCGGCGGGGGGCGUGGUCUCCCCGCCACCUCACAGCAGCUACUACAGCGGCAUGGCCAGCACACAGCAUCCCUUCUACAACAGACCAUAUUUUCCCCACCACCUUUACCAGCUGCCACGCCCACUCGUGGCUUCCUUCCCACCACACCUCCAUCCACGACCACCUCCUAAAAGCUCCUUCAGCAGGGAUGCCGCUGCUCCCGCCGCUCCUUCUAAGAGUUCUUCUUUGAAAAGGAAGCAGGGCUCCGCCUCCGUUGCGUCUGCCACUCCGCCCGUCCUCCUAAGCUCCAUGACCACAGAGGCUGUCUGUGAGCGCGUGCGGCAUAUGGAAGGCAUCGACCAGAGCAUGAUAGGACAGUACACCGCCACCAUCAGGAAGGCAAACGUUAACGGCAGAGUUCUGUCUCAGUGUAACAUCGACGAGCUGAAGAAGGAAAUGAACAUGAACUUUGGAGACUGGCAGCUCUUCAGGGCAACGGUUUUGGACAUGCGUCACAUUGAGAGCCAGGUGCUACAUGAGGAAACUGCCAGCGAGCAAGGUAGCGUCAUUGGCGGUCACAUCGAGCCAGUAAGGCGAGUGAUGGCUCCACCCCACGCUGGCGCCCCGAACACGGAUGCAUCACCAAUGUACAGCUUCAACCUGAGCUUCGAGGAGCUGAGUACGGUGGGACUGGAUGACCCGCAGCGACACGGAAACAUGCCGUGGAUGGGUGGCGCUCACAGAACCGCCAGCAUGACCAGUCUGAACUCGCAGGAGUCCUCCAAUGACAUCUCCAAGCUGACGGACAAGCAGCAGGCAGAGUACCGCGAUGCCUACCAGGAAUACAUCGCCCAGAUGGCCCAGCUGGAGUUGGGCGUCAUCACUGGGGAGAAGCCCAUCCAACCACAACCGGGACAGUUCAUGACAUCAUCAUCUGAGGAUAAGAGCAAGGAUGGCACCGAGCAGGAUGGACGCAAAUCCUUCAACAAGAGGAGCAGCAGCAAACCGGCAGCGGACAACACUGACUUUGCUUCCAAUGGUGAGGCGCUAGAUCCCAUCAGAGAAGAAGACGAGAAGGGUGACCACGGGUCUUCCAAGUCAGUGCUCACCCGCAAGUCCUCAGCUGAAAGAGGCGGGCUGUUCCAGGGCGCUGCUGAUCUCAAGCUGAAGGCCAGUGGUGGGUUGCGCUACCAGAAGCUGACCAGCGAUGACGAGGAGUCUGAAGAGUCGGAUCACGCCCCCCUGCUGAAAGAUGGCAAGAAGGUGGUGGACCCCAAACUGCCCGGCGGUUCACUGGCGCUGAAAGGGAAGGACUACCUCUCUGAUGCCAUGCUGGACAAGAAAGACUCGUCUGACUCUGGCGUGAGGUCCAAUGAGAGCUCGCCCAACCACUCGCUGCAGGACGAGGAGGCGGACCUGUCGCAGCUGGACAGGGCCAACCUGAUUGAGCUGAAUGAAGAGAGCCUAGCCCGGAAGCGUGGCCUUCCCAGCAGCCUCAGCGGCCUGCAGGACCCGGCGGUGGCGCGCAUGUCCAUCUGCUCCGAGGAUCAGUGCAGCCUGCUGGCGAGCAGCCCGGAGGAGAGUUGGCCGUCGUCCAGGAGCUACAACCUGAACCGCACGCCAAGCAAUGUCACCCUCAACAACAACACCAAUGCCCAGCAGGCCAACCGCGCCCGCCAGCCCCCAGAGGGCUCCACCUCCUCCAACCCCUCCUCCUCCACCUCCUCCACCAGCGAGGUCAUCAUCCCCCCGAGCUCCGGGACCACCACAACCACCACAACUUCUACUCGGCCGGGGCCAAACAACGAGAACGUCAGAGUGGUUCACUUGAAGCGUGGCCUGAAGCCCGGAGACCCGCCGGAGAUCUGCACUGUGUCCUCCGACACUGUCACCUUCGGCGAGGAGCGUGAGAGCAUCCUGUGACCUCACAGCGAGGAGGGGAAGAGCGCCAAGGGUCCACUGAGAGUCGCCUUUCAACUUCUGCAACCAAUCAGGACUCUAGAAUGGUUUGACGAGUUUGACGAAGAAAAAAAACAUUUGAUCAGUGAAAAAGAAAAAAAGCUCAAUUUGACUGAAAAAUUAUCAAAAAUCUGAAAUUAGGAAGAAAAAAUAUGUUUAGAAGUUUUGGACUUUAAAUCUGAGCAGAAGAAGAAGAGUGGCUGCUGGAGGACCUCAAUUUCAGUGUUAAUGGUAGAUGUUUGUGCAUGCUCACCUGUAGUCCGUAGGUAACAUGAAGCUUCGUAGAGACGUAACGUGAAGCUGCUGCAUGUCGUUAUUGUCCUGCUCUGAUGUGAUUGGGCGCUUCCGGCCUGUUUACAUCGUGACAGAGUUCAUUAUUGAUGCUUAUCGUUCACGCCCCUGAAAGCGAUCGCCACUGACAUCGCAUCCAAUUGCUUAACAGCGAGAGAGGUGACUUCCUGCUGUCAGAACACCACAAACUAAUUGGCCAAUUAGAGACAGACACCUAACCUAUUUAGGGUCAAACCAGCCAAUGGGAAUGAUCUGGUGUUUCAUCAGUUAGAGCAAGGUUUCCAUGGUGAUACAAAUCACCAGCUUCCUGUGAGUCCAGAAACAUCAGCAGAGCUUCCUGAUUGUUUAGUAGAAUAUCCUUCAAGGACCAAUCAGGAGAAAGAGUUGGAACAACACCUGCUCUAACUGAUCAAACAGUGAACUAGCACCCUGAGAAAUUACCUGGACAGGUGAGCGCAGACUUCCACUUCGCCCCCUGGUGAUAUUCAGCAUUACAAAUGGGUUAUUUACCCAUUGCUGAGGUGUACUGCAGUCAGUUAUAAUCAGAAAAAAACCUUGUUAACUAUUUUGCAAUGAUCUUCGUGAACGAGUAUUUAAUCGGCUUUUUGUGUUUGGUGUCACACUGACGUGGUGCUCUUACAGUGAAGUGAAUCUGUGAUCAUGUCGUUUGGUCUGAAAAUCUUUGAAAUCAUGGAUGAGUUUAACGUCCUCCAAUCAUCAGGAAAAAAAUUCUGACCAAUCAGCAGUGAACGUGAGCUUUGUCGGACAUUUAUGAACGACAGGAAAUGAAAAUGAAGAUACCAAAAUUAUCCAGAUAUCUUAAGAUUUCAGAAUAAAAUAACAAAAAUAAAUGUUUCCUUCAAAAUAAAUAAUGAAUAAUAUAGCUGUUUUCAGUGUUAGAUUCUAAAAGCAUGUUUCUGUAACGCUGUCGUUUGUGUCUCGCGCUCUCAGUGAUCAUGUGACCUGUCUCAGGACGAAGUUAAUGGAAAAAAUGUUUCUGUGAACUAAAAAUAAAAAACCUGCAUGUUGAAAGUA